This is a messenger RNA of Linepithema humile (Argentine ant), 3200 nucleotides long. NCBI's taxonomy places the organism in Eukaryota, Metazoa, Arthropoda, Insecta, Hymenoptera, Formicidae. The record is from RefSeq and is a predicted model, not a curated record.
CGGCAAUUCACGUAUCUUCGCUAGUGUCCAUUACGAUUUCCGUUAGUCGUCGAUUAGCCGCCAUUACAUGUAUUGGGAUUUCGGACAUUUCCAGAAAGAAUAUCAGGUAAUUACAUCGCAAUUGCAUCGUGUUUUAAGAGACAGAAAUGCCGCGAAUGGUGAUAAAAAAUAUACGAACUGCUACACAGAUCGCCUUGCAUUAAUUCCGGUAUGCCACGCACAAUGGCAAUAAACGUUUCGAAUAAAAGCAUCUCUAACUUUGUAUAAAUGUAUGAUAUCAUGAACUUUUGGCGCGUUUGCUAGUUUGCCGAACGAUAAUCGCCGUGUACACGGAUUUCGGGAAUGCCGAGAAAAAGUAUCGGGCGAGUGCUGUGCGCGUGAUAGUUUUUAUCGAAUAAUAAUCGUCGCGUACACGGAUUUCGGAAGUGUCGAGAAAAAGUAUCGGGCGAGUGUCGUGCGUGAGUUUUUAUCGAAUAAUAAUCGCCGCGUACACGGAUUUCGGGAGUGUCGAGAAAAAGUAUCGGGCGAGUAUCGUAAGUGAUAGCUAUUAUCGAAUAAUAGUCGCCGCGUACACGGAUUUCGGGAGUGUCGAGAAAAAGUAUCGGGCGAGUGCCGUGAGUGAUAGUGAUAGUGAUAGUGAGUGAAUAUAUCAGCCGACGAGAAAGAAGCAGCGAGAUGACGAUUGAGAGAAAAUGGAAUAAAUCAGCCGAUGGGAAAAAGCUGCAGGACAACAACCGUUAAGGCAGACGCCAGACCACCUGCGGGGUCGGAGAUAAAGUGAUAACGUUGACGGGCGAGAGCUCGACGAUCCCGCCUCCGAGUGCAUCGCCGAUCCGAAGCUGCUUCCCGACAAACUUUGGCUACGCCGCGGGAGAGACGUGGCAGACAACUCCCGGAACUUUUCUACGUCUCCCGUAAGUCCUGAGAAUACCGAAGCGGGUUUUAUCGUACGAAUCAAAGUGUGUACCUUCGUAUCACGGGAUUGCGAGAUGCGUCAGUCAAUAUCAGACGAUUCCAAAAUAUAACAUCGUCAAAUGAUCAGAAGCCAAAGAAUGAUGGGAAAUCGAUAUCUCUGAAAACUACCGCUCGACUGUUUUCGACUUUUUGGUGGUGAAACACUCUUCUGCAGCAAAGCACUCGACAGGGAUACGCUCCACCACCUCGUCCGCAAAUGCAGCUGCCUACUCAAACUGUCCUCUCUCGUGCGCACGUGUGCAACCGGCUGCAUCCGUAAUGUGUAGACCGGUCGGCUGCACAGUUUAACAAACUACUAUCGGCGAAACUGCUGGAGCUCGAAAAACGCUGAAUUCGUUAACUGCUUUAUCUGCGGACAUCGACCGAGCGCGAGCAGAGCAUCGAGAAGGGGCGAAUCUCUGUGCGGGCAGGAUGAAGACGUUGGCCGAGGUGAAUCGACUUCAGGCAGAGCGAGUCGCAUGCGCCGCUGAGGAAGACCCGUUUCAGCUUGCAUCGAUCAUGGCGCAAAACUCGGAAGCAGUCCGCAUUUAAGGCACCUCAUUCUUUAUCCAUACUUCGCCGAGUCACGCACAACGCUCGGAUCGGAAGCGUCUCGUACGAUUAUAUGCUCGACCAUGUGCUCGCCACGUGCUCGCUAGUGACAUGACAAGUGCAGACAUCACAAUUUUGACAGCUCCGAGAUCAAACAGGACUCUUCCAUCCUCGAGAUGGCGUUCGCAUCAAACUGAGAACUGCAUUCGACUUCCAGUCUCGAUUCUCGCCAAAUCGAUGACGCGACGGAACCGAGAUGAGAUAUCAGGCGUCUGUUUGAGGUUAGACAAAGAGUGUCAAUAAUCUUUGUCACAUUCGUACGGUUUCUGUCGCGAAUAAUUAAUCGACUGUGCAUGUAGUACGACGUUACACCAGCCAGCAUCAUGAGUAAAAUGUACUCAACCGCGAACCUGUCCGACAAAGAGCUGAAGGAACAGGGUAACCGUCUCUUCAGUCUGCAUAAGUACGAAGAUGCAGCUAAUUGUUACACCAAGGCGAUUAUAAAAAAUCCAGAUCAAGCGUUAUAUUUUACAAAUCGGGCACUGUGUCAUUUGAAGAUGAAACAGUGGGAAUCGGUGUGCAAGGACUGCAGACGGGCCUUAGAUAUAGAUCCGUGUCUGAUGAAAGGUCACUUCUUCCUAGGACUCGCCUUAUUGGAAUUGGAACUUUUUGAUGAAGCGGUGAAGCAUUUACAAAGAGCUGUGGACUUAGCAAAAGAGCAAAAACUGAAUUACGGUGACGAUAUCACUAGUGUAUUGCGACAAGCUCGUAAACGUCGCUUCCAAAUAAGGGAGGAACAGAGGAUCGCACAGGAUAUCGAGCUGCAGACUUAUCUGAGUCAGCUGAUCAUAGAUGAUGCAAAACGCAACUUAACAGCUUUGCAAGAACAGGAGCCGCCAAAAGAUUCCGAUGCAGAAGCUAGUUCAGCCGAGUUUGCCAGGAACAAGGAAGAGAUUGAGGAGAAGAGAGAUACCUGCGUAUCGCGACUGAAUGAUCUCUUCGCUAAAGUUGAUGAAAGGAGAAAGAAAAGAGAAGUGCCCGACUACUUGUGUGGUAAGAUCAGCUUCGAGAUUCUGCAAGAGCCGGUGAUCACACCGAGCGGUAUCACAUACGAGCGAAAGGACAUCGAGGAACAUCUUCAACGGGUUGGUCAUUUCGAUCCAGUCACACGCGUGCGUUUGACGCAGGAUCAGCUGAUUCCAAACUUGGCGAUGAAAGAAGUGGUCGACACCUUCUUGCAGGAGAACGAAUGGGCCUUGCAUUAUUGAUGUCAAUGCGUAGUUUACUGCCAUAGAUUUAAGUUGACCCGAGAACGAUUUUUGACGACAGAAGAGGGAAUUCGAUUAUUGAUGACAGGAGGAGGAUACCUAAAAGGAGAAAUCUCAAAAAUGUAAGAUAGUACAUGUAAAGAAUUAAGUAUUUUGUUACCGUUAAAUAUUUUUCUGAAACACGCCAUGUAAAAGAUGCGGAAUGCUAUUGUUAUCAGAUCCUGCGGAUCUAGCGUAAGUACGCCAGUUGUAAUUAAUUAGCAUAACAUUAAUUAGCGUUACAUAAAUCAUGUAAAAAAAAUAUAUCACUUCCGUAAGUGCUAUAUGUACAGCGUGUUCUGUUAUUAGUCGGCAUAAUCUCAGGAGCAAAUUCAAUACAUUAAAAUGAUAAAAAAAGAUUCAUAUAAAUAAUAUACAAGUUCUUAG